CCUGCAACGCCAAUUGGAUUUGAUGGUCUUGUACUUCCACCUUCUUGAACCGAAUCAUCUUGACUCUUGCCAAGCUAUCGCUAAGUCCUGGAGUCUCGAGAGGAACAUCGAACAUUACAGCAAUGUGACUGCUGUAACUACUUACAUCGAGAUGUUGGAGCACCAGUGGAUACUCCCACGUGCGGUACCCUUCUCGCUUCUGCAAGCCGAGCACAGAUUCGAAGCCGUCACCUUAUACAAUGUGCUUAUCUCUGCUAAGGACUACGACACAUUCUACAAGACCGCUGUUUACGUUAGGGAUCUCGUCAACGAGAACCUCUUCGCUUACGUGCUCAGUAUAGCUAUUCUGAACCGCCCUGACACCCAAGGCAUUUACAUCCCUCGCCUUCCUGAAGUCUUCCCGUCAUACUUCUACAACGGUGAAAUUAUGACAACCGCUCAGAGGAUUAACACCCAUGGCCAAAACAUGGUUGAGCACUACCCUUCAACCUACAAAUGGGACAACAAUGUGGUGAUCAGGUGGAAUGCUACGAUCUGGCCUUACUUAAGAAGCGAAACCAUGCCUCUUGCUUACUUCACUCAUGACUUCAGCCUAAACACCUUCUACUACAACCUCCAUCUUGCCCAACCCAGCUGGCUGCACAGUGAAGUUCUUCCAGUGAACAAACACAGGCGUGGAGAAUGGUUCUGGUUCUUGCACAAGCAGAUCCUUACUCGUUACUACAUGGAGAGACUGUCUAACGGACUCGGUGAAAUCCCCGAGCUUGGCCACGAGAUUGUUCAGUACGGUUACGCUCCAGGUCUUUUGUACCACAAUGGCGUGCCCUUCCCUGCAAGGCACAACUACUUCAACUUGGAUCAGCCCCAGCUCGUUAAUGAAAUCCAAGAAAUCCUCGACUACGAGCGCCGUAUUCGUGACGCCAUCGACCAGGGUUACGUUGUUAACCACCUUGGUGAACACAUUGACAUCUGCGCUCCUGAGGCUAUCGAAAUCUUGGGUAGCAUUAUUGAGGCUAACGUUGACUCUCCUAAUGCCAAAUACUACAAGGACUUCAUCAGCAUCUGGAAGAAGGUUUUGGGCAACUCUAUUGUUCAAGAAAACCAGUACCACAACAACUACGUCCCUCUGGUUGUUCCCUCGGUUUUGGAGCACUACCAGACUGCUUUGCGUGACCCCGCGUUCUACAUGAUCUGGAAGCGUGUCUUGGGACUGUUCCAAAUGUGGCAGGAGAAACUUCCUCUGUUCAAGAAAGAAGAACUGGCUCUUCCCCAGGUGGCCAUCCAGAAGGUCGAUGUAGACAAGCUGGUGACAUACUUCGAAUACACUUACUUGAACGUCUCUUCUCACCUGCACAUGAACCAGGAUGAAGUUAAAGGUUACUACGACCAAGUCAGCGUGUUGGUACAGCAACCCGUCUUGAACCACAAGAGGUUCCAAGUUCGCGUGAACGUUAAGAGCGAGGUCGCUAAGACCGUUCUCGUCAAGUUCUUCUUGGCGCCCAAAUAUGACAGCCAAGGCUAUGAGAUCCCUCUUCACAUCAACACCCAGAACUUCAUGCAGCUGGAUGAGUUCACGUAUGACCUUCCUGCGGGCGAAUGCACAAUUACUCGUGAUUCCGUUGACACCUCUGGCAAGAAGUGGGUGUCCGGUAUCGAGAUAUAUGAGGCGGUUGAGAAGGCCGUGCAAGGCAAGGGACAGUACACCAUCGACCCGAACAUGGAGAAACUCGCCGAUCAUCUUAUGCUGCCUAAGGGUCGCGUCGGAGGCAUGCCGUUCGUCCUGAUGGUCUACAUCUCAGAAUACCACGCCCCGAAGGUUGCUCCCGAACAAGUCUCGUACCCAGCUUUGUCUCUUGGCCUGUCUCCCGUUAUUCGCCAACUGACCGACGAGCCAUUCGGCUUCCCAGUCAACAGGCCUCUUCACCCAUGGCAGGUGGAGGGAGUCAAGAACUUAUUGGCACAGUUGACAGCGGCUUCGAAAACCAUGAAGACUGUCUUGUUCCUAGCAGGGCUCGUCGCUCUGGCGAUGGGCGGCGCCGUCCCCCACCAUGAGCUCAAAACGAAGCCUGUUGAUGCUCAGUUCGUUGGCUACCAGAAGAAGAUUCUGUCACUCUUCGAACACUCUCAACAACUGGACCUGCACUCUGAAUACUACAAAGUUGGCAAGGACUACAAUGUUGAGGCUAACAUUGACAACUACACAAACAAGCAAGCUGUCCAACAGUUCCUCGAGUUGUAUAGAACUGGAUUCCUGCCCAAGUUCCUCAAGUUUUCAAUCUUCUAUGAGAGGAUGAGGGAUGAAGCUAUUGCCCUAUUCCAUCUUAUGUACUACGCUAAGGACUUCGAAACCUUCUGGAAAACCGCCGCCUGGGCCAAGGUUUGGCUGAACGAGGAGCAGUUCUUAUAUGCGUACUACAUUGCUGUGGUCCAGAGGUCUGACUUGGAUGGUAUCGUUCUCCCAGCGCCUUACGAAGUUUACCCACAGUUCUUCUUGAACAAGAACAUUCUGACUAAGAUGUCCGUCAUCAAAAUGCAGAAUGGACUGUUCCAAUCUGAUUUUGCUGCUCAAUACGGCAUUGUCAAGGAAAGCGACUACUACGUGUACUAUGCCAACUACUCCAACGCGUUGACUUACCCCAACCAGGAACAAAAACUGUCAUACUUCACUGAAGAUGUAGGCUUGAACGCUUACUACUUCUACUUCCACUCACAAAUGCCCUUCUGGUGGAAGUCCGAGAAAUACAACCUAUUGAAAGAUCGUAUGGGUGAAAUUUUCUUCUACUACUACCAGCAACUUCUGGCCCGUUACUCCCUGGAGCGUCUUCCUCAUGGAUUAGGCGACAUUCCUGAAUUCUCCUGGUACUCUGAAUUCAAGACUGGUUACUACCCUCAAUUGUCUGCAAACUUCUUGCCCUUCGCUCAAAGGAGUAACAACUACAACAUCCACUCUGAGAAGAACUACGAAUACAUCCGUUUCCUGGACACCUAUGAAAAGACGUUCUUCCAAUUCUUGCAGAAGGGAGAAUUCAAGACCCCUGAGAAGGAAAUGAACUACGUCGGCAACUACUGGCACAUGAACUCAGACCUGUACUCCGAGAAGAGCAACAAGGACUUGCACCAGUACUCUUAUGAGAUCAUCGCCCGUCACGUGCUCGGCGGUAGCCCCAAGCCUUUUGACAAGUACUCAUUCAUGCCCACCGCCCUUGACUUCUACCAGACUUCUCUCCGUGACCCCGCCUUCUACCAGCUCUACCAGAGAAUCGUCGACUACCUCGUCGCCUACAAAGAAUACGUCAAACCUUACUCUCACAACGACCUUCACUUCGUCGGUGUUAAGAUUAAUGAUGUGAAAGUCAGUGAGUUGGUUACUUACUUCGAUUACUUCGACUUUAACGCCACAAACAGCGUGUUCUACAGCCAGGAAGAGCUCAAAGCUUACCCAACAGAAUUCAUUGUUCGUCAACCUCGCCUGAACCACAAACCAUUCACUGUAUCUGUUGACUUGAAGUCUGAUGUAGCCUCUGAUGCUGUUGUCAAGAUCUUCAUUGGACCCAAAUACCACCCCAACGGAUACCCAAUCAACAUUGAAGAGGACUGGAUGAAAUUCUACGAACUGGACUGGUUCGUACAGAAGCUUGCCCCAGGAGAGAACAAGAUUGAGCGCAAGUCCAGCGAAUUUGCGUUCUUCAAGGAUGACUCUAUCCCGAUCAACGAGAUCUACCAGUGGUUAGACCAAGGCAAGGUUCCCUACGACAUGUCUGUUGUGCCCGACAACAUGCCUAGGAGGCUGAUGCUGCCGAAGGGUACCCCUGGUGGUUAUCCAUUCCAGCUGUUCGUGUUUGUGUAUCCAUUCAACGGAGUUAAGAAGGGAGAAGACGUGUUCCAGAACUACCUUGCUGACAACAAGCCCUUCGGAUAUCCGUUCGACCGCCCCGUGCGGGAAGCUUACUACAGGCAACCCAACAUGUACUUCGAAGAUGUACAGAUCUACCACAAGGACGCGUAUUUACCUUACGAGAUGAACGUUCCCUCUUAUUUCAGCCAGAAGAAGCAGUAAGGUGAUAAAUAGUUCAUAAACUCGUUUAUAGAAUUAUUUCAUCAUAUUAAUGUAGAACAAAAUGUACAAAAGAUACGAGUAAAAGAGAAAUAUGUAUUUAAAUAAAUAUAUUAUAUAAUUAAAA
Helicoverpa zea (corn earworm) is the source of this 4181-nucleotide messenger RNA. RefSeq names its product arylphorin subunit alpha-like. The transcript is spliced from 12 exons. The record is from RefSeq and is a predicted model, not a curated record. Lineage: Eukaryota; Metazoa; Arthropoda; Insecta; Lepidoptera; Noctuidae. Bases 23 to 4057 code for a protein of 1344 amino acids.